Molecule: messenger RNA, 1146 nt
Organism: Symbiodinium natans
Lineage: Eukaryota; Dinophyceae; Suessiales; Symbiodiniaceae
Source: the annotation of a GenBank genome assembly
AUGGUUCUCCUGGCCCUCAACUUCAUCGGCGCUGCCUGUGCAUCGACAAUCGUCCGGAGAGCAGAGGUUGCGUCCAGUGGCGUGAUCGGGCUGCAGCCAGCGGACAAUUCAAUGCCAGGGUCGGACAAUGGCUCAUCGGUCAUCUUGAACAAGGUGGACACUUGUCAGCGGAGGUCGGACGACGAGUGCGAGAAAGGCUCAAGCUCGGAAUCAGAGGCAAAGCGCAUUGCUGUCUACACCUACGUGACCGGAGCAUAUGAGGAGAUCCGCGACUUCAGCGUGCCGUGUGUGCCAAGCGGAGUAGAUGCCUUCUUCAUUCUGGACGACGCGACAAGGAAGUCGACCAGCAAUGAGAAGCUGGAGGUUUGGCGGAAGCGUGGUUGGUGGAUUCUCACCAUGAUGCCAACAAUGGAAGGUACGAGUGAGGUACCCUUAGCCCGCUAUGCCGCAAAGUCUUUGAAAUUCUCACCACCCUCAUGGCUGCUAAACGGCACAUGGGACUGGCUGGUGGAGUUCGAUGGCGACAUCUCCCUCAAUAUGGCAGGUCUGCGGCCACUGGUGGACACACACAGCGACAAAGCAUUGGUCCUCCUGAAGUGGUACUGGAAGGAAUGUCAGCCGUGGGACUGCUUCAUGUGGGAGUGUGACGAUAUGCUCCAAAACCGGAAGGAAUAUGUGGAGACCUCGUACCAGCGCAUUGUCAAGUGGAAGGAGCAAAUGCAGAAGCUUCAUGAUGACCCAAAGCAUCCCUUUGUCCCGGCUGACUACUAUGAGCUGAGCGUGAUGUUCCGCAACGUGGCGCAUGCAAGGGCGGGCGAGGUUGAGGACACGUUCCGGAAGGUGUUGCAUCAGUGCCGCACUAUCCAGCGAGACCAGUUUCUGAUGCCCUUCUUUCUGUGGAACUCGUCGUUGCAGCAGGACGUGGCUGCAAUCCCCAUUGCGACUUUGUAUUCAGAUUUGCAUUUCUGCCGCGUCGACACAAGAAGAGUCAGAAACCUGCUGGCAGAUCGGGAUGUUCACGCCAGCAGCGACGUAAACGUCACGGAGUGGCGAGACUUUGAAGCUGACAAAUUCGAUGCGUGGCCAGAUGAGCUUUUUCGGGAGAUUGACCUUGAACCACCACGGAGUACCGACCAGCGGGACUAG